GGGAGAGAUAUGGCGGAACGUAGGAGACACAAGAAGCGGAUCCAGGAGGUGGGUGAGCCAACCAAAGAUGAAAAGGCAAUAGCCAAGUACCUGCGCUUCAACUGCCCUUCCAAAUCAACUAAUAUGAUGGGCCACAAAGUUGACUACUUCAUUGCUUCCAAGGCUGUGGACUGUCUUUUGGAUUCAAAAUGGGCUAAAGCCAAGAAAGGAGAAGAAGCCCUCUUCACUAAUAGAGAGUCGGUGGUUGAAUUCUGCAAUAGACUCCUGAAAAAACAGUUUUUCCACCGAGCACUGAAAGUAAUGAAGACAAAGCCUGAAAAGGAGGUGAAGAAAGAAAAGGAAAAAGAAAAAGCAAAGUCCGAUAGUGGAAAGGAAGAUGAGAAAAAGAGCAAGAAAGAUGCCCCCAAAGAGGAGAAAUCAAAAAAGGAAAAGAAAAAAGAAGUUGAAAAGGAGGAAGUAAAGAAGGAUGAAGCACCUGGAACACCAAAAAAAAAGGAGACCAAGCGAAAGUUUAAGCUGGAACCACAUGAGGAUCAACUUUUCCUUGACGGAAAUGAGGUGUAUGUGUGGAUAUAUGACCCAGUCCAUUUUAAAACAUUUGCUAUGGGCCUUAUCCUUGUUAUUGCAGUUAUAGCUGCAACCCUCUUUCCUCUGUGGCCUGCUGAGAUGCGAGUCGGGGUUUACUACCUCAGUGUUGGAGCUGGAUGUUUUGUUGCCAGUAUUCUACUUCUUGCUGUUGCAAGGUGCAUUCUCUUCCUUAUCAUUUGGCUUUUGACUGGAGGAAGGCAUCACUUCUGGUUUCUGCCCAACUUGACAGCAGACGUUGGUUUCAUUGAUUCCUUCCGACCAGUUUAUACACACGAAUACAAAGGACCAAAAUCUGACCAGAAGAAGGAGGAAAAAUCUGAAGUGAAAACGCCACUUAAAUCAGACAGUGAGGAUAAAUCGGACAGUGAGAAGAAGGAAGAAGAGGAAAGAAAGGCUGAAGCAGCCGAGGGAUCAGGGACAGAAGGCUCUGGUGCAGAAAGGCAGUCAGACACAGAUAGUGACAGGCGGGAAGAUGAAGGCUCACAGCAUAGUAGUGGCAAUGGAAAUGAUUUUGAAAUGAUCACAAAGGAAGAACUUGAGCAGCAAACUGAUGAAGGAGAAUGCGACGAUGAUGAGGAGGAUGUUAAAGAGGAAGAAGGCACAGCUGAGAGUAGGCCUUUAUGUGAAAAAUCUUAAGACUUGUGUUUGUGACUGAGGAAGUGCAAGUGGAUGGAUAUUUCCUUAGAGUGAUCACCAACAUCACAUAAUUUCCUUCACUCUUCUUUACAAUAUGCAGAUUCUGUAGGGAUCAUCAAAUUUGUUAGGUUUUAAAAAAUUAAUUUCCAAAAAAUAAAUUGUAAUGGAGGAAACUCCAGUCUUUUUCAAUGAAACAAAAUGCUAAUUCCGAAGUUGUGACAGUACGUGCUGGCCUUUUACCUUACUUGUUUUAUCCUGUUGCUGCGUAGCUGAGUGUGAUCCCUGUGUAAUAUUGCAGCUGUUGGGGUUCAGCUGUCUGCAUGCAGCACAGGCUCAUUGCUGCUUGUCAGGUGCAUCCCAUGUAGAUGGUCUGGUCAUUUCAGGACGCUUUUGGUAUAACAUCAGCAUCCAGAUGUAGCAUCAUAUUUCAUGCAAAAUGAAUUUAAUGAAGAAAUCAGUAAAAUCCCUGGAGGGGUGCUGGGAGUUGUAGUGAAACAGCAGCAGUGGGAAGUACAGCUUUCAGCAUCCACCUAAACGUUCCCACCAGUAAGGCUGAUACCCUUGUUCUGUAGCCUGCUAGUAUCUUGGCUAAUUCCAACAUCAUUUACAACACAAUGAAAAUGAAUUUAAUCUAUACUGUUUAGCUCUAAAAGUGUUCCUUUUCUCAAUGAUUCUGCUGAGCACUAGCUUACGUAUAGUUCAUAUAUCUAUCAAUUAUAUAUAUAUAUAUAGUAAAGAGACUUUAUUUUAUAAAUACUUUAAUGACAACUCUUUUAUCCAACACUUAAAGAGCGUGUUAGUCAGUUGCAAUUUUCAUAGUUUUUAGGGUAAUUCUGGUACUACUACUUCUCUCCUAUAUUAGUCAUUUGUUUAAAUGGAAUAAAAUAAACAUACAACAAGCCCUUAUACAGAGAAUGCCAGAGGUCAAUUCCCAGCACCAUUUCUCAAUGUGUAGUAAUAAUAAUAAUGUAUGUCUUUUGCCUAAAAUCACCCAUCACCUCCACAUCCAAUGGGUUGUUUUGAAGUGAUCCCUCUGUGUUAUAUUCCUGAUCAUAAAUAACACCAAUUUAGUAUAUGUAGCUGUUAUUUGUGUAAUUGAAUGUCACCUAAUGGGCCAAGAUGGGAAGAACAGAUAGUGGCUAAGGGGCAUACUAACAUACAAUAGAAAAAAUAGAGAAGAAGUAAAAGUGACUUGUUUUUAUAACUCAGUGCACCUUCAUCGCAUAGUGUACAAUAUUUUGUCCUGCAAAAAAAUAGUUUACAAAUAAAUAUCCAAGUUAUUUUGUUAACAUUGAAAUGGUAAUACUGGUGGUUAUUGAAAAAGUUUGUUUAAAUACCGGAAAUUAUUGAACUGGCAUGUAAUUAAUAGUAAAUAUUUAUAUAUACACCUAAAACGAUAUUAGAUAUAGAGUCUUUUAUCCCAUGGAAUUGGGGAAUUUAGGAAGCUGCUAAAACCUAUUUAUGUGCACUUUUCCCAUGUGCAUAUUGCAUAGAGCAGGGCAAAGCAAGGUUCCAACUGGUGCAGUUAGUGCACCAAACCUUACUCGUGCCUUAGCGUAAGGGUUUACCUAAGCAAAUAAAAUCUAAAUGAUUAUACAUCAGUGUUCAGUGGUGAGGUGCAAAUACUCUGUGAGUACACAGCAAAACUGUAAAGGAAAGAGUAGGAACUGCAGAUGUUCUGUGGAGAUGGGUUCCCUCUAUAGGCAAAUGUAACUCUUUUCUAAAUUAUUUACUUAUUUUAAUUGUAUAAUUCACCUUCCAAGAUUAAAAUGCCUGCAGGACACUGUCCCAUUGUAUGCUUCAAUCCCAGUCAGAGUUUUGAAUGGAGGUUAUUACAGGCAUUGUGGGUCUCAAGUCAUAAGAAAGCCCUGGAUUGUGUACAGGGAGUCCUUCUGCGGGAUGUAGUUGUUUCCAGGCUUUAGUUUUGUGCCAACAUUCCAUGUAUGUAAGUAAAAAUAAAACAAUGCUUAUUAAAAGUAAAGGUGACAAAUACUG
Molecule: messenger RNA, 3219 nt
Organism: Xenopus tropicalis (tropical clawed frog)
Lineage: Eukaryota; Metazoa; Chordata; Amphibia; Anura; Pipidae
Gene: sec62
Product: SEC62 homolog, preprotein translocation factor
Biological process (GO): protein transport
Cellular component (GO): endoplasmic reticulum membrane
Source: RefSeq, marked provisional